Halichondria panicea is the source of this 9778-nucleotide messenger RNA. RefSeq lists its product as uncharacterized. Gene Ontology annotation, cellular component: plasma membrane. The coding region runs from base 134 to 9649 and encodes 3171 amino acids. The transcript is spliced from 33 exons. The record is from RefSeq and is a predicted model, not a curated record. NCBI's taxonomy places the organism in Eukaryota, Metazoa, Porifera, Demospongiae, Suberitida, Halichondriidae. Gene Ontology annotation, molecular function: protein binding.
UUUACAUACCUGAGGCCAGGGCCAGUAUUAACUUGUAUCUAGAUCUCUCUUCCCAUUUUUAUUAGUAGGUGUGAUCUAAAGCAUAGCUGGCAUAUUUUGCAUUGGGAAUAUAAUAGCUGAGCUAAAUAAGAUAAUGAAUUAUUUGUGGAUUCUUGCUGUUUCUGCUGCUCUGGUGGUUCAAGUGUCUGCACUGGUUCCAACAUGUCAACCAUCAGAUCCCCAUGGUUACUGCAUUAGCCAGGGUGUUGACAACUGUGCACCAGAGGAUCGACGAAUCACCUCGUUGACUGACCAAUGUCGAACCAGUUUCCGAUUUUCACCUGAUCACGUUCUUCCCCCAGAGUGGGAGCUGUUGUUUGACUCUUAUGACUACGAGAGCUUGGUGGGACCAGUGUUCCUCAGCAGAGAGUUUGACAAUGAUGAAGCUGUGCCGACAGUGGCUAAUCAGUGGGAGGAUCGAGGUGGUAUCUGUCAGCGUGGUUUGAGAGUGUGUGCCUAUACAUUGGGAGCUCAAGACAACUGGUUGUUCUCCCCUCACAUCAAAUACCCCCCAGGAAGUACUACCCUUGGUGGGGGUCUACCAACAGAGAUCUAUCUCGAUGUCUCCUUCAGAUUCACUCAGUGUAAUAGUCUCUGUGUGAAUAACUUUUCAGAUCUAUACAGAUAUGACACAAACAGCAUUGCCUCAGAGAGUGUCCGAACAGACAGAAACAAUUACCUCACUUCGUUGUUUGGAACAGGAACAGAGAUGACAACAUCUCGAUUGGAUCAGACAGGUCGCAGUGGGACUGUUUUAGAGACCAGAACUCUUUACAUUACUUCUCCCUCCUCCUCGAGAACCAAUGGAUUCCAUUUUGGCAUCAGAGACUCUGGAAAUUGUGGCCAAAUUAACCGAAUCUACUUCUACUACACACCUUGUAAGGAACGACAAGAUGGACUGGUCAACUAUCCUGAGCUUGUUCGUGCCCCCAGCGGCUCUCCACCAAACGAGGGCAUGGCUUGCUGUGCUCCCAACUCUCACCCUACCACCUCUCUUACCUUCAGAGCUCACAGUGCCACUGAUGGAACUACUGGUGAUGAAGGAUGUGAGCGCAACGUAAGGUGUGAGUGUGAUGCUGGGUACAGACUGAAUGCAACUGGAACAGGUUGUGAAGUUUGCUCUGCUGGAACCUAUCGCUCUCUGAAUGAUGACCAACGCACUUGUCUAGAUUGUCCAAUGAACACAGCAAUGGAUGUGGACGGUGCUGCAAUUUGCAGCUGUCUAAAUGGAUUCUUUAGAGAUGAGGAAACUAAUGAAGGCCCUGGAGUGAAUUGCACGUCUCCCCCUGGCUCUGUAAGAAACCUCCGUACAACCACCAUCACUAACAAUAGUGUUAGCCUCUCAUGGACCAGACCUGCGGUCACUGGAAGAGAUGACUUCUACUACUCCAUUGAGUACAGUGAUCCUAACACUGGAUCGUUCAUACUCAGCAAUGGAAACUAUGUCAAUUCCACACUCACAGUCUCCUACACAGUCCCUAACCUGCGUCCCAACACACCAUACACCAUACGAGUGACCACUCACAAUGGAGUCAGCGACCAAGACACUGAAAAUGAAGCUCUGAGGAGAGUGGACCUUCCAAUCAGGACAUUAGAAGGAAUUCCAAGUGUCCCACAAGAUGUUCAAGUAUUCUCAGGAGUUGUUGUGUGGGGACCCCCAGCUGAGCCUAAUGGAGUUAUUACUGGCUACCAGUUGAGGUUUUCUGGAUCCUUCAAUCGCACUGUAAACAAGUUGCCAUCUGAGAGCUACCACGUUGUUACUGACGAUAAUAUCAGAAAUCUCACCAGUAAUAUUCAAGUACGAGCAAGUACAUCUACUGGGUAUGGACCGUACAGUAGUCCAAUACAGUACACAGGUGACCUCUUACCCACGCCAUGCCCUUCUACAAUGGCCCCCACUACAUGUCCUCCUGAGAUCACAUGCCCUACAUGCUCCCCUACAAUGGCCCCCACUACGUGUCCUCCUGAGAUCACAUGCCCCCCUACAAUGGCCCCCACUACAUGUCCUCCUGAGAUCACAUGUCCUACAUGCCCCCCUACAAUGGCCCCCACUACGUGUCCUCCUGAGAUUACAUGCCCCCCUACAAUGGCCCCCACUACAUGUCCUCCUGAGAUCACAUGCCCUACAUGCUCCCCUACAAUGGCCCCCACUACCUGUCCUGAGAUCACAUGCCCUACAUGCCCCCCUACAAUGGCCCCCACUACGUGUCCUCCUGAGAUCACAUGCCCUACAUGCUCCCCUAUGGCUACAAUGGCCCCCACUACGUGUCCUCCUGAGAUCACAUGCCCUACAUGCUCCCCUAUAGCUACAAUGGCCCCCACUACCUGUCCUCCUGAGAUCACAUGUCCUACAUGCUCCCCUACAAUGGCCCCCACUACCUGUCUUGAGAUCACAUGCCCUACAUGCUCCCCUAUAGCUACAAUGGCCCCCACUACGUGUCCUCCUGAGAUCACAUGCCCUACAUGCUCCCCUACAAUGGCCCCCACUACCUGUCCUCCUGAUAUCACAUGCCCUACAUGCCCCCCUACACUACCUCCACCCACAUGCCCUACAACAGAACCGGCCACUCCUUGUCCAGUCACAACCUUCCCUCCAUCCCCAACAACGUGCCCAACAGUAGUAGAAAAUCCCCAUGGUUACUGCAUUAGCCAGGGUGUUGACAACUGUGCACCAAAGGAUCGAUUGGUCACCUCGUCCACUGACCAAUGUCGAACCAGCUUCCGAUUUAUGAGGGAUCACAUCUUUCCCCCAGAGUGGGAGCUGAUGUUUGACUCUUAUGACUACGAGAGCUUGGUGGGGCCAGUGUUCCUCAGCAGAGAGUUUGACAAUGAUGGAGAUGUAUCGGCAGUGGCUGAUCAGUGGGAGGAUCGAGGUGGUAUCUGUCAGCGUGGUUUGUUUGUGUGUGCCCAUACACUGGGACCUCAAGACAACUGGGUGUUCUCCCCUCACAUCAAAUACCCCUCAGGAAGUACUACCCUUGGUGGGGGUCUGCCAACAGAGAUCUACUUCAAUGUCUCCUUCAGAUUCACUCGGUGUAAUGGUGCCUGUGUGAAUAACUUUGCAGAUCUAUACAGAUAUGACACAAACAGCAUUGCCUCAGAGAGUGUCCGAACAGACAGAAACAAUUACCUCUCCACUCCGUUGUUUAGAACAGGAACAGAGAUGACAACAUCUCGAUUGGAUCAGACAGGUCAUAGGUCAACUGUAUUAGAUACUAGAACUCUUACCAUUCCUUCUUCCUCCUCCUCGAGAACCAAUGGAUUCCAUUUUGGCAUCAGAGACUCUGGAAAUUGUGGCCAAAUUAACCGAAUCUACUUCUACUACACACCUUGUAAGGAACGACAAGAUGGACUGGUCAACUAUCCUGAGCUUGUUCGUGCCCCCAGCGGCUCUCUACCAAACGAGGGCAUGGCUUGCUGUGCUCCCAACUCUCACCCCACCACCUCUCUCACCUUCAGAGCUCACAGUGCCACUGAUGGAACUACUGGUGAUGAAGGAUGUGAGCGCAACGUAAGGUGUGAGUGUGAUGCUGGGUACAGACUGAAUGCAGCUGGAACAGGAUGCCAAGAAUGCCCUUCUGGAACCUAUCGCUCUCUGACUGAUGACCAAGGCACUUGUCUAGAUUGUCCAAUGAACACAGCAAUGGGUGUGGAGGGUGCUGCAAUUUGCAGCUGUCUAAAUGAAUUCUUUAGAGAUGAGCAAACUAAUGAAGGACCUGAAGUGACUUGUACAACUCCCCCUGGCCCAGUAAGAAACCUCCGUACAACCACCAUCACUUCCACUAGUGUUAGCCUCUCAUGGACCAGACCUGAGGUCACCGGAAGAGAUGACUUCUACUACUCCAUUGAGUACAGUGAUCCUAACACUGGGUCGUUCAUACUCAGCAAUGGAAACUAUGUCAAUUCUACACUCACAGUCUCCUACACAGUCCCUAACCUGCGUCCCAACACACCAUACACCAUACGAGUGACCACUCACAAUGGAGUCAGUGACCAAGACACUGAGAAUGAAGCUCUGAGGAGAAUGGAUCUUCCAACCGGAACAGGGGAGGGGGUUCCAAGUGUCCCACGAGAUGUCCAAGUGUUCUCAGGAGUUGUUGUGUGGGGACCCCCAGCUGAGCCUAAUGGAGUUAUCACUGGCUACCAGUUGAGGUUUUCUGGAUCUUUUAAUCGAACUGUCAACAAGCUUCCAUUUGAGAGCUUUCACAUUGUUACUGAAUAUAAUAUUAGAAAUCUCAGCAGUAAUGUUCAAGUACGAGCAAGUACAUCUGCUGGCUAUGGACCGUAUAGUAAUUCAACACUGUACACAGGUGCCCCUUCUCCCAUCUCAUGCCCUUCAUGCCCUCAUACAAUUUCCCCCACCACCUGUCCUCCACCUACCCCCUGUACUGAGGUCUCAUGCCCUAUGUGCCCCCCUACACUGCCUCCACCCACGUGCCCUACAACGGAACUGUCCACUCCUUGUCCGGUCACAAUCUGCCCACCACCUCCAACAACAUGUCCCCCAGAACAAGAUCUCCAUGGUUACUGCAUUAGCCAGGGUGUUGACAACUGUGCACCAGAGGAUCGCUUGGUCACCUCAUCAGUUGACCAAUGUCGAACUAGUUCCCGAUUUUCACCUGAUCACAUCCUUCCCCCGGAGUGGGAGCUGAUGUUUGACUCUUAUGACUACGAGAGCUUGGUGGGGCCAGUGUUCCUCAGCAGAGAGUUUGACAAUGAUGAAGCUGUAUUGACAGUGGCUGAUCAGUGGGAGGAUCGAGGUGGUAUCUGUCAGCGUGGUUUGAGAGUGUGUGCCUAUACACUAGGAGCUCAAGACAACUGGGUGUUCUCCCCUCACAUCAAAUACCCCCCAGGAAGUACUACCCUUGGUGGGGGUCUACCAACAGAGAUCUACUUCAAUAUCUCCUUCAGAUUCACUCAGUGUAAUGGUGCCUGUGUGAAUAACUUUGCUGAUCUGUACAGAUAUGACACAAACAGCAUUGCCUCAGAGAGUGACCAAACAGACAGAAGCAAAUACCUCUCCACUCCGUUGUUUGGAAUAGGAACAGAGAUAACAACAUCUCGAUUGGAUCAAACAGGUCACAGAAGGACUGUUUCAGAUACUAGAACUCUGGUCAUUGAUUCUCCCCCCUCUUCGAGAACCAAUGGAUUCCAUUUUGGCAUCAGAGACUCUGGAAAUUGUGGCCAAAUUAACCGAAUCUAUUUUUACUACAUACCUUGUAAAGAACUACAAGUUGGACUGGUCAACUAUCCUGAGCUUGUUCGUGCCCCCAGUGGCUCUCUACCAAACGAGGGCAUGGCUUGCUGUGCUCCCAACUCUCACCCCACCACCUCUCUCACAUUCAGAGCUUACACUUCCAGUGAGGGAAGAUGUGAAGACGAAGUAGUAAGUGAUGAAACUACUGGUGAUGAAGGAUGUGAGCGCAGCGUAAGGUGUGAGUGUGAUGCUGGGUACAGACUGAGUGCAGUAAUGAGAUGUCAAAUUUGCUCUGCUGGAACCUAUCGCUCUCUGACUGAUAACCAAGGAGCUUGUAUAGAUUGCCCAAUGAACACAGCAACAGAUGUGGAGGGUGCUGCAAUUUGCAGGUGUCUAAAUGGAUUCUAUAGAGGAGGAUCUAAAAAGGAUUGUACAACUCCCCCUGGUCCCGUAAGAAACCUCCGUAACACCACCAUCUCUUCUACCAGUAUUAGUAUAUCAUGGACCAGACCUGAGGUCACCGGAAGAGAUGACUUCUACUACUCCAUUGAGUACAGUGAUCCUAACACUGGGUCGUUCAUACUCAGCAAUGGAAACUAUGUCAAUUCUACAGUCACAGUCUCCUACACAGUCCCUAACCUGCGUCCCAACACACCAUACACCAUACGAGUGACCACUCACAAUGGAGUCAGCGACCAAGACACUAAGAAUGAAGCUCUGAGGAGAGUGGACCUUCCAACCAGGACAGUGGAGGGGGUUCCAAGUGUCCCACGAGAUGUCCAAGUGUUCUCAGGAGUUGUUGUGUGGGGACCCCCAGCUGAGCCUAAUGGAGUUAUUACUGGCUACCAGUUGAGGUUUUCUAGAUCCCUCAGUCGUACUAGUACUAUCAACAAGUUGCCAUAUGAGAGCUAUCACGUUGUUACUGACAAUAAUAUCGGCAGUAGUAUUGAAGUACGAGCAAGGACAUCUGCUGGCUAUGGACCGUACAGUAAUUCAAUACCGUAUACAGGUGCCCUUUCACCCACCUCAUGCCCUUCAUGCCCCUCUUCACUCCCCACCACCUGUGCACCACCUAGUACAUGUUCUCCUGAGAUCUCAUGCCCUACAUGCUCCCCUACACUGCCUCCACCCACGUGCCAUCCAAUAGAACCGUCCACUCCUUGUCCAGUCACAACCUGUCCUCCAACAACCAGCACAUGCCCCACUGUACAAAAUCCCCAUGGUUACUGCAACCAGGGUGUUGACAACUGUGCACCAGAGGAUCGACUGAUCAUCUCCGCGGAAGACUUGUGUCGAAAUGACUCCCGAUUCAAAGCUGAUCACAUCCUUCCCCCAGAGUGGGAGCUGAUGUUUGACUCUUAUGACUACAAGAGCUUGGUGGGGUCAGUGUUCCACAGCAGAGAGUUUGAUAAUGAUGGAAAUGUGUCGAGCAAUAAAUGGGAGCAGCGAGGUGUUGUCUGUCAGAACAAUUUGAGAGUGUGUGCCUAUUCUUUUGGACCUCAAGACAACUGGGUGUUCUCCCCUCACAUCAAAUACCCCCCAGGAAGUACUACCCUUGGUGGGGGUCUACCAACAGAGAUCUACUUCAAUGUCUCCUUCAGAUUCACUCAGUGUAGUGGUGCCUGUGUGAAUAACUUUGCUGAUCUAUACAGAUAUGACACAAACAGCAUUGCCUCGGAGAAUGUCCGAACAGACAGAAAUAAUUACCUCUCCACUCCAAUGUUUGGAACAGGAACAGAGAUGACAACAUCUCGACUGCAACAAGCGGUUAACUUAGAUACUAGAACGCUUGUCAUUGAUUCUCCCUCCUCCUCGAGAACCAACGGCUUCCAUUUUGGUAUCAGAGACUCUGGAAAUUGUGGCAAUAUUAACCGAAUGUAUUUCUACUACACUCCUUGUAAGGAACGACAAGAUGGACUGGUCAACUAUCCUGAGCUUGUUCGUGCCCCCAGCGGCUCUCCACCAAACGAGGGCAUGGCUUGCUGUGCUCCCAACUCUCACCCCACCACCUCUCUCACCUUCAGAGCUCACAGUGCCACUGAUGGAGCUACUGGUGAUGAAGGAUGUGAGCGCAACGUAAGGUGUGAGUGUGAUGCUGGGUACAGACUGAAUGCAGCUAGAACAGGAUGUCAAGUUUGCCCUGCUGGAACCUAUCGUUCUUUGACCGAUGACCAAGGCACUUGUAUAGAUUGUCCAAUGAACACAGCAAUAGAUGUGGAGGGUGCUUCGAUUUGCAGCUGUCUAAAUGGAUUCUUCAGAGAUGGGCAAGGCGAUUGUACAGCUCGCCCUGGUCCUGUAAGAAACCUACAUGCAACCACCAUCACUGCCACUCGUGUCUGCUUCUCAUGGACCAGACCUGAGGGCACCGGAAUAUAUAACUUCUACUACUCCAUUGAGUACAGUGAUCCUAACACUGGGUCAUUCAUACUCAGCAAUGGAAACUAUGUCAAUUCUGCAUUCUCCUACACAGUCCCUAACCUGCGUCCCAACACACCAUACACCAUACGAGUUACCACUCACAAUGGAGUCAGUGACCAGGACAAUGAGAAUGAAGCUCUGAGGAGAGUAGACCUUCUAGUCAGAACAAGGGAUGGAGCUCCCCCUGGUCCUGUAAGAAACGUACAUACAACCACCAUCACUUGCACUAGUGUUAGCCUCUCAUGGACCAGACCUGAAGUCACCGGAAGAGAUGACUUCUUCUACUACUCCAUUGAGUACAGUGAUCCUAACACUGGGUCGUUUAUACUCAGCAAUGGAAACUAUGUCAAUUCUGCACUCACAGUCUCUUACACAGUCCCUAACCUGCGUCCCAACACACCAUACACCAUACGAGUGACCGCUCACAAUGAAGUCAGUGUCCAAGACACCGAGAAUGAAGCUCUAAGAAGAGUAGACCUUCCAAUCAAAACAUUGGAGAGAGCUCCAAGUGUCCCACGAGAUGUUCAAGUAUUCUCAGGAGUUGUUGUGUGGAGACCCCCAGCUGAGCCUAAUGGAGUUAUUACUGGCUACCAGUUGAGGUUUUCUGGAUCUUCCUCUCCUCACACUGUCAACAAGUUGCCGUGUGAGAACUACCAUGUUGUUACUGACGAUAAUAUCAGAAAUCUUGGCAGUAAUAUUCGAGUUUCAGUGCGAGCAAAUACAUCUCGUUUUGGACCAUCUAGUGCUUUAAUACAGUACACAGUACCCUCCAUAGCUUGCCCUACGCCCACCACAUCUCCUCCAGAACAAGAUGAUGUAUAUUUCAGUCUCCGUCGGAGAAAGUACACUGACGGAGACAUUGUGAUGAUCACUGAUAUUGGAGAGGGAGAUAAUGCUCUGUUGUGUGUGACUGACAACACUGAGUGCUGCCGCACAGGGGGCAAUGGAGAGUUCUUCUAUCCUGAUGGUACAGCUGUCGGCUUCUCCACCUCAAAUUCCUUAUACAAGAACAGAGGAGAGCAGUUUAUUAGUCUCAACAGAAGGAACAACGCCACCUUUCCACUAGGUAGAUACAGAUGUGCCAUCCCUGAUGCAAAUGGAGUGACAACAAGCGUAUUCAUCAAUAUUGGUCACCAAGUUGGUGAAUGUUCAACCUGUCCUCCCUCCGAAUGCGCUGAGUUCACAAUUCCCCCUUCCCCCACGCCCAUAGACUGUCCGACUGUCACAUGCCCCCCUACCCCCACACCCAGGGACUGUCCGAUUGUCACAUGCCCCCCUACGCCCACACCCAGGGACUGUCCGAUUGUCACAUGUCCUCCUACCCCCACACCCAGGGAGUGUCCGAUUGUCACAUGCCCCCCUACGCCCACACCCAGAGACUGUCCGACAGUCACAUGCCCUCCUACCCCCACACCCAGAGACUAUCCGACUGUCACAUGCCCCCCUCCUUCUGCCGCACCAUCCUUGAAUUAUACUGGUUUUGAGUGUGAUGAGCUGGAGUCACUAGAGAAUGGAGCCGUGUCAAAGUCGAACAAUUCUGUUGGUUCUGUGGCUAGCUACUCGUGUGAGCCUGGCUUCAUAAUCUCUGGACCCAGAGAGAGGGUGUGUCAACUCUCCGCUGCAUGGACCAAUCCUUCCCCUAGCUGUGAAUCCACAUUUGAACUAAAAGGAACAUUGUUUUCAAACGGCUCAAGUGUACUACUAAGUGAUAUUGGUGAAGGCGAUAAUGGAUUGAUUUUUCGAACUGAUUUCACUGAUUGUUGCCGAGCAGAGAGGAUUGGAGAAUGUUACGGACCCGAUGGAGGACAGAUUAAUAUACGAACCACGAGAAAUCAGCUUUAUCGAAAAAGAGGACGUCAACUUGUUCGGUUGAAUCGCCAGUCUUACACGGGUAAUGCAGCUCUGCCAGGACUCUAUUGUUGUGAUGUACCCAGCUCAGAGACUGAAACUGGCGUAGUAGUAACUGACAAAGUGUGUGUUAAUAUUGUAUUGUGAAACUGAACUGAGUAGAUUAAGGAAAAGUAGUAUUUUUAUAUAUUUUGCCUUGUUUACAUGUCUCAUUAUUUUAUCACCUCAAUGGUGAAUUUGUAUAACCAUUGUUUUCAUUAGUACUUAAUCUAUAGG